Molecule: messenger RNA, 1236 nt
Organism: Emys orbicularis (European pond turtle)
Lineage: Eukaryota; Metazoa; Chordata; Testudines; Emydidae
Gene: PLPP5
Product: phospholipid phosphatase 5
Exons: 6
Coding region: 38-718 (226 amino acids)
Biological process (GO): phospholipid metabolic process; phospholipid dephosphorylation
Molecular function (GO): phosphatidate phosphatase activity
Source: RefSeq, a predicted model, not a curated record
UCUGCCUCCAUUUCAACGUGUCAUACAGCCUGAAGAGAUGUGGCUUUAUAAAAACCCAUACAUAGAAGCGGACCAUGUACCCACCAAGCUCAUGUUUUUAAUUUCGUUUUUGUGUCCCUUGACGUUCAUCCUUCUGGCAAAAUUCCUCAUGAAAGUUGACCGCAGAGACACGCAGGAGGCCUUUUUGGCUGCCAGCCUUGCUCUUGCCCUGAACGGGGUCUUCACAAAUGCUGUGAAGCUAGUCGUGGGAAGGCCACGGCCAGAUUUCUUCUACCGCUGCUUUCCAGAUGGACGGGCAAACGCCAAGCUGGUGUGCACCGGUGACCUGGACGUGGUGACUGAGGGACGCAAGAGCUUCCCGAGUGGACAUUCCUCUUUUGCCUUUGCUGGUCUUGCCUUCUCUGCCUUCUACCUGGCAGGAAAGCUGCACUGCUUCACCCCUGGCGGGCGUGGAAAAUCCUGGCGACUCUGUGCCUUCUUAUCACCACUGCUCUGCGCUCUCCUCAUCGCUCUGUCCCGCACCUGCGAUUACAAGCACCACUGGCAAGAUGUGUUGGUUGGCUCAGCGAUUGGUUUCACAUUUGCAUACCUAUGCUACAGGCAGCAUUACCCUUCCCUGACUGACGCAGAGUGCCAUAAACCAUUGCAGUGUAAAUCGAAACUACCACCAGCACGGGAGCAAAAGCUGGCCAGCUCCAGCUUCCACGUGGAAAUAUAAUGAUGGGAUCCACUUUGCUGGGACUGGCCCCUGGUUAAUCAUUCCUUCCGCUCUUCAGCCCACAGGGUGGGGAAGGGUACAGGCUUUGGGACCAUCGCUUACUGCCUACUUGGUGAAGUAACUGAGUAACCCAAAGGAGGAUGGGGCUGAUAUAUGAAUAGGAAUUGCUCCCCUGACCAUGCAGUAAGUGGUCCUGCUCAGCAGGCCUGUGCUUGUACCAUUCUCGUUUGCGAGACACUCCCCUCUUUCAGGCCAGCCCUGGAGGAAGCUGUGUAAGUGACUGUACGCCAGCCUGCAGGAGGGAGGGGAGCAGGCUGUUAAUCACACCUAAAAUAGUUCAGAGUACGCAAGGGCUCAGCCUUGUUGUGGUUUUGGGGGGAGGAAAAGCAGCAUAAUACCUGAAUCAUGUCAUUUACUGGGUUUUUAAAUGUCAAAUAAAAAGCUGGUGUAAAUUUAGUGAAACAAGUUCUAUUACUUUUUGGCACUAAAGAACAUCAUCUGUCUUUACAUAGCUGGCU